Molecule: messenger RNA, 1167 nt
Organism: Neurospora tetraspora
Lineage: Eukaryota; Fungi; Ascomycota; Sordariomycetes; Sordariales; Sordariaceae
Product: EVE domain-containing protein
Exons: 2
Coding region: 149-994 (281 amino acids)
Cellular component (GO): nucleus
Source: RefSeq, a predicted model, not a curated record
UCUUGGCGCCAACAACAUCCAACGUCAAACUCAACGUCAACCCUUCUACUUGACAUCAAAACCACGGUUUCCGAUUUUCUCCAAAACUGCCACUCCUUUACAAUCCAAUCUCACAGCAAACCGGACCUUAACAGCAUUUUCAACCAACAUGCCCAAAAGGAAAUCCACUCACGCCGAGCCUGAGCCUGAGCAGGCGACGCGUCGACGUUCUUCGCGGUUGAGCAAGGGUGUUGAGCCAAACGAGGAGGUUAUGGCGCAUGUGAAGGAAGAGAAACCUAAAGCAGCCAUUACUGGGAAGAAGGGUGGUAGGAAACAAGCUACUGUCAAGGAAGAGGGGAAAGAGGAGAAAGUAGAGGUAGAGUCACAACCACCAACCAAGCGCUCCCGCACCACCAAACCCACCCCAUCCGCUUCCCAACCCCCGGUGGCAGCCAAACCUCCCACCACCACCACAAGCCGGCAAUACUGGCUCCUAAAAGCCGAACCCCAAACCCGUCUCGAAAACGGCCACGACGUGCGCUUCUCCAUCGACGACCUCGCGUCUCGCACCUCCCCCGAACCCUGGGACGGCAUCCGUAACUACUCAGCCCGCAACAACCUGCGCUCGAUGCGUCGCGGCGACCUCGCCUUUUUUUAUCACUCCAACUGCGCCAACCCGGGGAUCGUAGGUGUCAUGGAGAUUGUCAAAGAGGCGGAGGAGGAUUGGACGGCUGUUGACCCUGGCGCUGCGUACUUUGAUGCGAAAGCCAAGAUGGCCAAGGAACAGGGGAAAGAGAAUCCGUGGAGUUUGGUGCAUGUGGAGUUUAGGGAGAAGUUUAAGAGGGAGCUGGGGUUGAAGGAGUUGAGGGAGUGGGGAGAGAGGGGGGAGCCGUUGGAGGGGAUGCAGUUGUUGAGGCAGAGUCGGUUGAGUGUGAGUCGGGUUGGUGAGGGGGAGUGGGAGUUUUUGAUGGAGAAGGCUGGGGGGAAGACGGGGAGGGGGGAUAAAGGGGAAUGAUAGGGCGAUGGGAGAGGGGAAAGAGAAGGAUGGGGAAAAAAUGAGAAGAGGGAGUGAAGUUGUUGAUACCCCUUUGGUGAUGACGCAUUUUGAGGCGUAUUGGCAUUAGGAUAGAGUUCCGGAUAACAAAAUGGAAUAACACAGUCACGAAACCAAGAGGAGCAACAAAACUG